Molecule: messenger RNA, 849 nt
Organism: Penaeus vannamei (Pacific white shrimp)
Lineage: Eukaryota; Metazoa; Arthropoda; Malacostraca; Decapoda; Penaeidae
Source: RefSeq, a predicted model, not a curated record
AUGGCAGCAUACCUCCAAUCUGAGGAAGAAUUGGUGUCUCUGGGCGUCGGGGAAACAAUUUUGUGGGCUGUUUUAAAGGGUGAGGUAAACUAUGGCACAAUUACUUACAACCACCAUUAUUACUUACUUACACCACCGACACCACGACCACCACCUUCCACCACCACCUAUCACUUACACCACCACCUAUCAACUUACACCAACCACCUACCACUUACACCACUACCACUUACACCACCACUACUUACCACUACAACACCACUACCUACCACUUACACCACAACAUUUUACACCACUCUACUUGCCACCCUACACACACCAUACUACUUACACACCACAACUACCACUUAUGCCAUCACACCUCCACCACUAUACACCACCACUACCCUACCACUUACACACCACCACUACCUACCACUUACACCACCACUACCUACCACUUACAACACCACUACCUACCACUUACACCACCACUACCUACCACUUACACCACCACUACCUACUACCUACCUACCACUUACACCACCACUACCUACCACUUACACCACCACUACCUACCACUUACACACUUACACCACCACUUACACCACUACACCACCACUUACCACUUACACAACCACCUACCACUUACACAACCAACUACCACUUACACAACCACCUACCACUUACACAACCAACUACCACUUACACAACCAACUACCACUUACACCACCACCUACCACUUACACCACCACUACCUACCAGUUUCACCAUCUACCACUUGCACCACCUACUUUCAUACCCGCUUUAACGCCACGGCCAUUCUCGCCGCAGUCACCCUCGCCUCCGCCAUCGCUUCAGAGUAAUUAA